AUGCGGUCCUCAUUCGCCCUAUUCUAUCUUGCCACUACCACCACCGCAAGCCCCAUCAUCCGGCUGUCCUAUGGCUCUUUCCGUGGCUCAUUUGAAGGCAAUCUGUCGACUUACCUUGCUAUCCCGUUCGCUGCACCUGCAGUCAGAUUCACCCUACCUUCCGCCCCUAAAGCAUUCCCCGGCGUGAAAAACGCGACUUCGCCGGGCCCUGCGUGCCCCCAGCAGGCACUGACCCCCGGACCAGGCGGAGACUUGCCCAAAUCGUACAACACUACCUCGGAAGAUUGCCUCACAUUGAGCGUUUUUGCUCCCCGCAAUGUUACCACACAGGCAAAGCUUCCUGUAUUCGUUUGGAUCUAUGGAGGCGGCUUCGAGAUCGGCAACUCCGCUGACCAGGAUGUCCGCCCAACCGUGGAGCGCUCCAUCCUUCGGAACCAACCCAUCAUCGUUGUUACGCCUAACUACCGUGUCACUGCUUUCGGUUUCCUGGGCGGGAAAGAAGUCCAGCAGGCCGGCAUCAGUAACCUCGGCUUGCGCGACCAAAUAUUUGCUCUCAAAUGGGUUCAAGAACACAUUGCCGCGUUUGGAGGAGACCCGCGCCAGGUCGUCAUCGGCGGCCCCAGUGCAGGCGCCGUUUCGGUUGCGCUUCUUUUCCUCAACAACCGGCAGUUUUCACCAUCCCAGCUGUUCCGUGGCGGCUUCAUGCUGUCUGGAUCUCCGAUCACGACGUUCCGCACCUCCGACGGCCAAAAAGAGUACGACAACCUCGUUUCGGAAAGUAACUGCACCCAUGCACACAACACGCUUGACUGUCUGCGAAACGUCCCCGUUGACGCCCUCACCACGGUGAUUAAUCGGACACCAGACAUCCUGGGGUAUCAGAGCCUCCAAAUCGUAUGGCGCCCGACUAUCGAUGGGGAUGUCAUUGUCGAGGACCCGCUCAUCUCUGUGGCAAAGGGGAAUUACGCAAGGCUCCCAUUUAUCACAGGCGAUGCGGACGAUGAGGGGACUAUCUUUUCGUUUGGCAAUUCUAAUAUAACGACAAAUGCAGAGUUCAUUGAGUACAUUCAUUCGAAUUAUCUCCCAAAGGCAACCAGCGCACAAAUUGCACAACUCGGUGAGCUUUAUCCAGAAGACCCAUCGCAGGGCUCGCCAUUUGACACGGGAAAUGCCUCCCAGUUGACGCCAGAAUUCAAGCGUCUCGCCGCCUUCCAGGGCGACUAUUUCUUCAUUGGCGCCCGCCGCUUCUUCCUGCAGCACGCUUCGCGCACGCAGCAAACAUGGAGCUAUUUGAGCAAGCGCGGAAAGAACACAACCUUCCUCGGCGCAUCCCACGGUAGCGACGUAUUGCUGUGGCUCCCUACCACCAACACGACCGAUUUCGUUUUGAGUGACGCGCUGAUCAAUUUUAUCAACACAUUGAACCCGAACUGCCCUGCUGCCAGCGCGGACAUUCCUGCCCCCGGCCGCGGACAGUGGUGGCCGACAUGGACCAAUGGGGCGCCCGUGCUACUCACACUGAGCGACCCUGACGCAGUGACUAUCACGACGGAAGACUUCCGCGAGGAGCCGAUUCAGUAUUUGUACAAUGUGUUGUUCGAAGAGGGCCGAAAGAGUAUGAGGGAUACCAACAGACUGUGUAUUCCUGACAUCCUGCAAGGCUGUAAUUAA
Messenger RNA from Mycena indigotica, 1671 nucleotides. Its product is annotated as Carboxylic ester hydrolase. NCBI's taxonomy places the organism in Eukaryota, Fungi, Basidiomycota, Agaricomycetes, Agaricales, Mycenaceae. The transcript has 17 exons. The record is from RefSeq and is a predicted model, not a curated record. Bases 1 to 1671 code for a protein of 556 amino acids.